CCAAAAAACCAAAAAAGGAGGAAAAGGGUUUCGUAGUGCGGUCACAGCCGGAAAAGGGGGAUGGCGGAUCAGACGGCGAAGGGCGAGGAGUUCGAGAAGAAGGCGGAAAAGAAGCUUGCUGGCUGGGGGAUCUUCGGAUCCAAGUACGAUGAUGCGGCUGAGUUGUUCGACAAGGCCGCCAAUUGCUUCAAGCUUGCUAAGAACUGGGAUAGAGCUGGUUCAGUGUACAUCAAACUUGCUAACUGUCAUUUAAAGUUAGAUAGCAAGCAUGAAGCUGCCUCAGCUUAUGUAGAUGCAGCAAAUUGCUAUAAGAAAAUCUCCGUUCAAGAUGCUUCACAGUCAUUAAGUCAGGCUGUGAAACUUUUCUUGGAGAUUGGUAGAUUAAAUAUGGCUGCAAGAUACUGCAAGGAACUUGGUGAAUUAAAUGAGCAAGAACAGAAUUUAGAGAAGGCCAUGGACUACUUUGAGCAGGCUGCUGACCUUUUUCAAAGUGAGGAAGUGACUACUUCUGCAAACCAAUGCAAGCAAAAAGUUGCACAAUUUGCGGCUCAGUUGGAACAAUACCCAAAAGCCAUUGAAAUAUAUGAAGCAAUAGCACGCCAUUCAAUAAAUAACACUCUUCUUAAGUAUGGUGUUAAGGGGUUACUCCUUAAUGCUGGCAUAUGUCAGUUAUGCAAAAAUGACGUUGUUGCGGUGACAAAUGCAUUAGAGCGAUAUCAGGAACUCGAUCCUACUUUUUCAGGCACACGUGAAUACAAGCUUUUAGCUGAUUUAGCUGAUUCAAUGGAUGAGGGAGAUGUUGUGAAAUUUACUAAUGCCCUCCAAGAAUAUGAUAGCAUGACUCGGCUGGAUCCAUGGAAAACCACACUUCUGCUGAGAGUGAAGAAUGCAAUUAAAGCAAAGGAGGAGGAAGACGAUGAUCUCACCUAAGGCCCACUUGUAAUCACUGUUCAUGUUUUCGUCUGUAUUUGGUGAUUUCUUGGUGGCCAUGGUUUGUGUGUGAAGAUUGGAUGCAAGGAUCUGAGGACUUGUGAUGCUUUUGGGUUCGCUAUGUUGUACUUGGAAAUACUAUGGUUUUCUCCAUCGUAUCCACGGGAGGUGGCUACACAUCACAACAGUUCACUAAGAGCGAGCAUCUGAUUUCAGUUUGAA
Messenger RNA from Musa acuminata AAA Group (dessert banana), 1152 nucleotides. Its product is annotated as alpha-soluble NSF attachment protein. Bases 61 to 930 code for a protein of 289 amino acids. Lineage: Eukaryota; Viridiplantae; Streptophyta; Magnoliopsida; Zingiberales; Musaceae. The transcript has 9 exons. Gene Ontology annotation, cellular component: vacuolar membrane; SNARE complex. Gene Ontology annotation, molecular function: soluble NSF attachment protein activity; syntaxin binding. The record is from RefSeq and is a predicted model, not a curated record. Gene Ontology annotation, biological process: SNARE complex disassembly; intracellular protein transport.